AGUAAUGACCCUUAAAAAUACAGGUAUCUGCAUAACCAGUCCACCAAGGCAAAGAACCCACAUGGGUUAAGUACAGUAGUUUUGGUUACCCACAUAACUAACCAUUAAUCAAUCCAUUGGCUCAAUCAAUCUCCUAAAACAAGUAGAGUAGGAGGAAGUGGGUAACCCAUAUUAACCCAUCUCCAUUUGACUCUCAUUCCUCCCAAACUUCCCUAUAUAACUCUGCACUUUUCCCUCUUCCUUCCACAACAUCACCAACAAACACUCUCUCCUUCCCCCAGCAGCAACAAAUCGUAGCCCACUGCCAUUUUCUUCAACAAAUCCGACGACUCCCAAUGGCUCGUCAAGCAAUCGGUUUUGGCCUAGUCCUGGUUGCCGUAUCGGUGCUGUGGGCUGGAGCAGCGGCUCAGUCGUCGUCGAGUUGUACCAAUGCGUUAAUAAACAUGGCGCCUUGCCUCAACUACAUAAAUGGAAACUCCUCAAACCCCCCUUCGGGAUGCUGCACGCAGCUGAGCAAUGUAGUUGAAUCGCAGCCUAAGUGCUUGUGUCAGGCCCUUAAUGGUGGCGGCUCCCUUGGGAUUACUGUCAAUCAGACUCGGGCACUGGAACUUCCUAAAGUUUGCAAGGUUGAGACUCCAUCCAGUAGCAACUGUAAUGGUGCUUCCCCGACGGGCUCUUCCUCAGGAACACCAGCAUCUCCAACCACAAAAACUCCAACUACAUCACCUUCAGGAACUGGGUCAAAAGCUGUGCCAUCAACAGACAGCAGCUCAUCCCCUUCAGAUUCGAGUUCUACAAAGAUGACAGUUUCUCUGUCUUUUGUCCUCCUGUUCAUUGCAUCUUAUUUUUCAACCUCCACAAUUUGCUGAGUUUUCUCAUCUGCCUGCGUUCCAUCAGUCCAACAUAUACCCUAUUAUUUACAUUGAAUCCUAUUUAAUUUCUCUUUUUUUCCUAAAUAAAGGGUCCAUACCAUGGAACGUAUAUUUGUACUGUCAUUCUUUGGCAACCUCCUUAGGGGUUGACGUGGUUUUGUACUACAGGGAGAGUUAUUUUCCUCUUCCCUUCUCAAUAAAGAUGAUUUCUAGUUUAUUUUUUCCAA
Rhododendron vialii is the source of this 1099-nucleotide messenger RNA. Its product is annotated as non-specific lipid transfer protein GPI-anchored 5-like. Bases 336 to 869 code for a protein of 177 amino acids. Gene Ontology annotation, biological process: lipid transport. The record is from RefSeq and is a predicted model, not a curated record. The transcript has 3 exons. NCBI's taxonomy places the organism in Eukaryota, Viridiplantae, Streptophyta, Magnoliopsida, Ericales, Ericaceae. Gene Ontology annotation, molecular function: lipid binding.